UACUACUUUACCUAAGUGAUCUUCGUACCUUAUCAUCUUCUAGCUCUUUCAAAAGGAUCUGGGUAUUUUCCAAUUGUUAGUUUCAUGGAAUACUUAGUUGAAACUGUGAUAUAAAUCCUUAAGCUAUUAUAACUUCCAAAUAAGUAAUCUUUCAAAAUGGGCGGUCGAAUUGAUUUGUACAUUGACAUCGCGUCACUGUACAGCUACAUCGUACUCAUCCAAGUCCUAAAGACACAGGACCUUCUAAAACAGCACUCUGUAGAAGUCGAUAUCCACCCAGUCCUCCUAGGCGCCAUCAACGCGGGCUCCGGCAACAAACCCCCCUGGACUUUGAAAGCUAAAGCCCAAUUCGGAUCCUUCGACUCGCAACGCUCCCUCCGAGCCGUCGGCCUAUCCAACGUCUCACCACCAGGCGACCUCUUCGAAGCCGGGCGUACACAACUCGCCUUACGCGCCCUCCACCACGUAAAGCAGAAUUUCCCAACUUCUACUUACUUGGCUACAUGGCGCGCCUUCCUACACGCAUUCUGGACAUUACAUCGUCCGCCUAUUAACCCCGAAGCCUUGCGCGCAGCGCUAGAAGGCGCUAUUCCGGUAGAUGCAUACUCCGCCGAUGGCACGCCUGAAACGGGAGCGAAGAAAUUGUUUAGCGCUGCGGAGGUAGAGCAGAUCUUGAAAGCGGCUAGUUCGAAUGAGUAUAAAGAUGUACUCCGCGCCUCAACCGAUGAAGCGCUGAAGCGUGGCGCCUUUGGUUCGCCGUGGUUGUGGGUUACGAACGAGGCGACGGGGAAGAGUGAGCCGUUUUUUGGGAGUGACCGGUGGAGUCAUGUAUAUGAGUUCCUUGGUUUGCCGUAUCAAGAUGUUGCGCUGUUACCUCCUGGUGCGGAGAAAGCUAAGCUGUGAGUUUGAGUUGAGGAUGAGAGGACACAACAUCCAUGAUUUAGUUUAUAUAUGUAGACAAUGGGGUACAAUAACACACGGAAUGAGUGAAAGAGUGAAAG
Messenger RNA from Hypoxylon trugodes, 1001 nucleotides. Its product is annotated as thioredoxin-like protein. Bases 157 to 903 code for a protein of 248 amino acids. Gene Ontology annotation, biological process: glutathione metabolic process. Lineage: Eukaryota; Fungi; Ascomycota; Sordariomycetes; Xylariales; Hypoxylaceae. The record is from RefSeq and is a predicted model, not a curated record. The transcript has 4 exons. Gene Ontology annotation, molecular function: glutathione transferase activity; glutathione peroxidase activity. Gene Ontology annotation, cellular component: peroxisome; mitochondrion.